This is a messenger RNA of Fraxinus pennsylvanica, 885 nucleotides long. NCBI's taxonomy places the organism in Eukaryota, Viridiplantae, Streptophyta, Magnoliopsida, Lamiales, Oleaceae. The record is from the annotation of a GenBank genome assembly.
AUGACGGUCAAUAAUACUGCGAAUAAGUUCACUGUCGUUGGUUGUGAUACAAGGGGUUUUGUAUCUGGGAAACGGGCAAACAGGAAUUACACCACAGGGUGCAGUUCCCUUUGUGCCAGCGAGGAGGAUCUGGUGAACGGCUCUUGUUCUGGUGUCGGCUGUUGCCAGACGUCUAUCCCCAAAAAUGUCUGGAGAGUUCAGAUGAGCUUGGGGAGCUUUCAUCAAUACAAGAACUAUGAUAAUCGCAGAAGUACGUGGGUCUUCAAUUCUUGCAGCUAUGCAUUUGUUGUUGAGGAAACAUCUUUCAGUUUUUCUCCGAGCAAUCUUUCCCUCCUGAGUGAUGUAACGAGGCUUCCUAUGGUGCUUGACUGGGCAAUUGGGAAUGGAACAUGUGAGGAUGCUAAAAAGAACCUCUCCAGUUAUGCAUGUAAAAGCGAAAACUCAGAGUGUCUCAAACCCAACAAUGGUGAUGGAUAUCGCUGCAAUUGCCUGAAAGGUUAUCGAGGAAAUCCAUACCUCCUUGAUGGUUGUCAAGAUAUUGAUGAAUGUCAAGAUCCAAGUCUCAACGAUUGUGAAAAGGACCGCUGUGUAAAUACAGUAGGAAAUUUUCAGUGUGUCUGCCCGAAAGGUUACCAAGGCGAAGGGAAAACAGGUGGACGAGGUUGUGUUCGCAUUCGUGGUGAAUCAAUUACCUGGAAACUUGUUGCAGGUCUGAAACUAUCAGCAAAACACUCAUGGGCACAAAAUGAAUCCAACACAGAAGAGAUGGAAUCCCUUCUUUCUGUGGAACUUAAUACCUUUUCCAGUGUUGACGGCCAUAGCAAUGGUAUUGUGUAUGAUAGCAUGAGGAAUGAUAUAAUUCUACCAAUGGGUGGUGGAAGGUGA